Molecule: messenger RNA, 2717 nt
Organism: Nothobranchius furzeri (turquoise killifish)
Lineage: Eukaryota; Metazoa; Chordata; Actinopteri; Cyprinodontiformes; Nothobranchiidae
Gene: cers2a
Product: ceramide synthase 2a
Biological process (GO): ceramide biosynthetic process
Cellular component (GO): membrane
Molecular function (GO): sphingosine N-acyltransferase activity; DNA binding
Source: RefSeq, a predicted model, not a curated record
AAAUGCUCAUCCUUAAACUAAUCUGAAUUACUUGAAUCUGAAUUUACUAGUAUCAGGCUGGCGAUCAAACGCAGUCUUAUAUCACAACAAAAGAAAGAUAAUUUCGCAGGAAAAAGUCCCUCGACACUUCCCCCACCCCCCCGUUUUCCAAGAAUGAGACGAACCUGAAGUGGGAGGAAAGAAGGCGGAUUCAUUUAUCGAACUAUCACUGAGCGUUUCUCGAGGCGAGAAUCUUCAUGAAAUCCUCUGAGCUGCAACAGAAACAGGAGAACGAGGAGCAGCAGCAGAAGUAGUGCCCCACACGGAGAGGAUUAAGGAUGUUAUCUCGGCUGAGUGAGCUGAUAUGGGCUGACUGGAUUUGGUUCCCCAAAGGCCACGGCUGGGAUGAUUUAAAGGAUCAUGACGGUAAAAUCUUUCCUAAAACACGGGACCUUUGGCCCAGCAUACCCAUCGCCUUCUGCUUCCUGAUUGUAAGAAAAAUAUUUGAAAGGACAGUAGCACUUCCCCUGGCUUCUCUGCUGGGAGUAACCGAUAAACUUCGUGUCCGUGCUCCUCUAAAUCCCAUUCUGGAAUUCCAUUUCAGCAACAAAUCGAAGCACCUGACACAGAGCACCGUAGAGAGUUUAAGUAAACAGACGGGUUGUUCAGUGCGACAGGUCCAGAGAUGGUUCAGACAGCGGAGGAACCAGGAUCGGCCCAGUAAGCUCAAAAAGUUCCAGGAAGCAAGUUGGAGGUUUACAUUUUACUUUCUUGUUUUCUUUGGUGGUCUGGGAGUCCUUGUUGAUAAACCAUGGUUCCAUGAUGUGAAGCAGGUGUGGGAAGACUUCCCAAAAAUGCCACUGCUGCCCUCACAGUAUUGGUACUACUUGAUCGAACUGGGCUUCUAUCUUUCUGUCGUUUUUAGUCUAGCAUCAGAUGUGAAACGGAAGGAUUUCAAAGAACAAAUAGUUCACCAUGUGGCCACCAUCCUCCUCAUCAGUUUCUCCUGGUUGGUGAACUACAUCCGGGCUGGGACUUUGAUCAUGUUGGUGCAUGACGCCUCAGACUACUUAAUGGAGUCGGCCAAAAUGUUCAACUACGCGAGAUGGAAAAGAACUUGCAACUUCAUCUUCACCGUGUUUGCCGUAGUCUUCAUCAUCACCCGUCUCAUAAUCUUACCUUUCUGGAUCAUUCACACGACGUUGGUGUACCCGUUGACCGUCCACCGUCCCUUCUUUGGCUUCUGCUUCUUCAACGGGCUGAUGUUAGUGCUGCAGCUUCUGCACAUCUUCUGGGCAAUCCUCAUCGUGCGCAUGGUCAUCAAAUUCCUCCCAGGCAAUGGCAUUGUCGAGGACGAGCGGAGCGACAGGGAGGAGACGGAGUCGGAUGAUGAAAAUGACAGCUGCCGGCAAGGAGGGAAGGUUAAAAAUGGCCACGUGCUGAACGGUCACGCGCUCAUCAACAGCAACUACAAUAAGUUUGACUGAUGAACACUUGGAGAUGAGGAGGUGACCGUGGGCCUGGAAGCCAAAGAACAAGCAGCACACGUUCAGAUUUACUCCCAUAUCAGUUCAGCUGGAACUGUUAGGCCUCUUUGUAGACGACACUACGCAAAUGAAAGGAAGUAGGCCAGGUGGAGAGUCACAAUGAUCUGCUUUGUGUGCGACUAGCAGCAGAGCAGCUUUCCUCUUUGUUCUUUCGCGCCUGCGACGUGUUUAGCUUCCUGCUGUUGACCGGUCUGCCACGCGUCCGACCUGCCCGCUUACAGCUUUGUUUUAUUACUGGAAGUAUUUUCAGGAGUUGAUGUGAUUCUUAUGGGUUCUGAUCUGCUGUAGUCAGUUAACAUUAUUGGGUAAUGAAGACAAAUUUGCCAGCUGCACCAUUGUCAAACAUAUGAUAAAGCAAUGGUGGGCCAUAGUUUCUUCAUUUAAAUCCAGUUUCUUAAGUACAAAAACUAAUUCAAGUACAUCAGCUGCAGUUUUGACUCUGGUUGUGUUUCGCCUCUAAUCAAGUGGAAUUAUUGGUGAUAAAUAAUAUUUAAAGUGUGUGAGAGAUGGUGCUACAUGUGCCACACGUACUGAAAUGUGCCUAUGUGGAAAUGUGUAAAAUGUGUCGUCUUCUGGGAAGCAGAAUGCAAAGAGAUUUGUUUUAUAUUGUUUAUUUAGAUGAAUAUCUUAUGAUUUUUAUUUAUUUUUUAUUCUAGGCCAUGGUUUAAAUUUGGGAUAUAGUUGUUUGAGUGAAUCAAACCAAUCAGCUGUUUUUUUUUCUUUAUAUAUUGAAAGAGAAUUUAGCAAUUAGAUUUAUUUUCCAUCUAUUUUUAGAUGCACUUUAUGGUCUGUUAGAUCAGUAUUGGCCGAAAGUCAAGUACAUUAUUUCAGUUAAAAUGUGUAGUUAAAACUAAGAGGUUCUGAAUAGAAUUUUAGUUUGUCAGAAAAAUUUUUAGUUAAAAAUACAAUUGGUGGAAAUCAUUUGUAGAAAUUUAAAAUCAAAGAGCCAAUCUUGUUUACAUGUUCUGUCCCCUUUAUUGUUGGUGAGUGCCUUCAUCAUUUCAACUGUGGAUUGUAAAAAUAACGAGAUCUGUCAUCUGUCGUACCAACACGUCUAACACUUUACUUUCCCGCCUUCUAGACCAAAUCGCACGCGGCCCAGAGCUUGGCUUUUGCUAAAACGUUUUUAUCCUGUCGUUUGUGUCUGAGCUGUAAAAUUAUAACAUUGAUUAUAAAAAAAAUUAUUGUCCA